Camelina sativa (false flax) is the source of this 1436-nucleotide messenger RNA. RefSeq lists its product as uncharacterized. NCBI's taxonomy places the organism in Eukaryota, Viridiplantae, Streptophyta, Magnoliopsida, Brassicales, Brassicaceae. The record is from RefSeq and is a predicted model, not a curated record.
AAAAACUUUACAUGUGCACCCCAAAACCCUUAUUAGCGUCUUCUAGACCAAACACAACCACAAACGUGCAGGCUAGGACACGUGUACAAAUCACAACGCGUGUAGACUCCUAUACGUGUCCUCACAGACGUUAUAAAGGCCUUACAGUCUCUGCUUAGUGUUCUUCAGCUCAAGUAGAGAAGCUUAUUCUCAAACAUAUCUUUACACAAACAUCUCGAGUGAUAGAGAUAAAAAUGGACGGUAGGGGAGGGUGUUGCAUAGCUAGGUACGCCAUUGGCUCUGGACCGUACGAUCUUUCCAAAGCAGAUCGUAUCAUGCUUCGUUUUCGUCCCAUUGCUCCUAAACCAGCCAGUGACGGCAGAGUAAAGCCUGUAUCCAGCGGUGAUAGCGGCAGUGGAAGCUCAGACGUUUCUUUUAGAGCUGGUAAAAGAAAGAGGAAAUGUCAUCAGAGUAAGGAGAACGGUGGUAGUAACGCUAAAUGGUGCACCCGGCGGAAGACAUCGGAGAAAUCCGUUACUCACGGCGGUGCUAAUGCGGUGACUCUUUCUCUUUUACCGGAGAAACCUGCGUUUACGGAUCUGAUGGCGGUGGAGAAGCAGAAGCGGCAGGGUCCAUUAUGGUUGAGUUUCGGCAACGGCGGCGGGAUGUUUACUCCGGCUUAUCAAAAGGCCGAGGUUGUGCGGAGGACGGUGGUGAUUUCGUCGUGUAUGACGGUGGAACGUGUAACGGACGCUUGGAUUGACGGUUACGGCCUAGGGAGGUCAGAUGAAGAGAGGAAGAUGAAUCUUGUGAGAGACACGUGUCCUGGUUUCAUAUCCGACGGUUCGGGGAGAGUCACGUGGACGAACGACGCUUAUCGGAAAAUGGCUAGGGAUAACAUUCCGGUGGAAGAAGGUUCACCUGAGAUAACUAGCGGCGAUAGUUUUCACGUGAUCGUACAGUUGGUGAUGAGGGAGAGGCCGAUGCUAACGUCUCCUGGAUUCACAUGCAAAGUGAAACUACACCACACGUGUCAAAAUCGCGAGAGAGGCUCUACACUCACGGUGCCUUGCGACGUGUGGAGAAUGGACGGUGGUGGUUUUGCUUGGAGGCUCGACGUUAAGGCCGCUUUGUGCCUUUGACACCAUUAGAUCAGCUAUAGUGCACCAUCGACGACGAACGGUCUCGAUCGUGUUACAUUACAAUGAUCUCCACGAAACAUAAAACAUAUGGGAUUCGGACAACUAAUUAAAUUUCUAAUUGCUUAACUUAUAACUAUGUCGUCUUUUGUUCUGCUUGUUUCUUAUAAUAUAUAUUUUGCUUAGAGUUCUUGUAAAAAUCCACCUUUCUUUCUUUCUUCUUUUGUUUCCUUCUUAACGCAUGUGUGAUGCUAAAUUCGAGCUUAUUGUUUAAAGAUAAUUAAUGAAGGAAAUAAAAUUGUAAGUAUUGAAUGCGUU